AUGUCUCGCACAUCAGUCAAAGGGCAAGCAAUCGCCGACCACCUAGCGGAAUUCCCAAUUGAGGAUGACACACCGAUUAAUUCCGACUUCCUGGACGGAGGGAUUCUCCAAAUAGACGAUGAGGAGGAUAAGCCAACAUGGAAGAUGUACUUCGACGGGGCGGUCAAUUCCGCAAGGUCCGGAGUCGGCGCAGUGCUGAUAUUCCCAGACGGGCGCCAUUAUCCGGUUGCUGCGAAAGUUGACUUCUCCUGCACCAAUAACGUGGCCGAGUAUGAGGCGUGCAUCCUCAGCCUACAAGCAGCAGUUGACUUCAAGGAGUUGGCAAAAAACUUCGAGAAGAUCUCAUUCACCUAUACUCCGCGCAUGAAGAACCAAUUCGUAGACGCGCUCGCAACACUUGCAUCCAUGGCGAGCAUCACAAAGGGGAACCUCAUCGAGCCCCUCGAGAUCGAGAUUAUCAAAGGUCCGGCCUAUUACGACGCAAUCGAAGCAACCGACGCUAAGCCGUGGUACGAGGACAUCAAGGACUUCUUGCAAACGGGUCAAUACCCUCCAUUCGCCGACCGUCGCGACCGAAAGACGCUCAGAUGA
This is a messenger RNA of Punica granatum (pomegranate), 591 nucleotides long. NCBI's taxonomy places the organism in Eukaryota, Viridiplantae, Streptophyta, Magnoliopsida, Myrtales, Lythraceae. The record is from RefSeq and is a predicted model, not a curated record.